AACGGAUCAUGUUGGUUUUUACGUGAUGUACCUGAAGGUGGCGCUUUGUGUUUCUGUUUCAGAUCCGAGAAGCUGUAGAAGAGGAGCUGCUGAUGUGUCACACGAAGCAGUAUGUUGAUGUGAUGAGAUCCACUCAGACGAUGACAGAAAGUGAACUUCAGACUCUGUCUGAGAGAUACGACUCUGUGUACAUUCAUCCUGAGUCGUUCGGGGUGUGUGUGUCUGCGGUGGGUUCUGUCCUCCAGCUCGUCGAUAUGGUCAUGAAGUCUGAGCUCAGGAACGGAUUUGCUGUCAUCAGACCGCCAGGUCAUCACGCUCAGGCUAACGAGGCCAACGGCUUCUGUCUUUUCAACAAUGUGGCAAUUGCAGCUCGAUACGCUCAGAGCAGACACGCCGUGCGCAGGGUGCUGAUAGUGGACUGGGAUGUUCAUCAUGGUCAGGGAAUCCAGUACCAGUUCCAGGAGGACCCUAGUGUCCUGUACUUCAGUGUCCACAGGUACGAGCAGGGAUCUUUCUGGCCCCACCUGUCAGAGUCUGACUGUCAGUUUGUUGGCAGCGGACGAGCUCAAGGAAAAAACAUCAACCUGCCCUGGAACAAA
This is a messenger RNA of Gasterosteus aculeatus aculeatus (three-spined stickleback), 599 nucleotides long. The record is from RefSeq and is a predicted model, not a curated record. Lineage: Eukaryota; Metazoa; Chordata; Actinopteri; Perciformes; Gasterosteidae.